Messenger RNA from Drosophila serrata, 3892 nucleotides. RefSeq lists its product as uncharacterized. Lineage: Eukaryota; Metazoa; Arthropoda; Insecta; Diptera; Drosophilidae. The record is from RefSeq and is a predicted model, not a curated record.
UCUAUAAGACUUUAACACUUUAACACCCUCAAAGCUCUAGAUGAAAAUCAAUAAUGAUCUCAACUUCCAGUGGUUUUAAACGCGAUUUCCUCAACAUCUCUCAAGAGACCACAAAGCCCACGCGAGAUAAGCAAAGAUUACGGCCGGAACAUGCAAAAAGAAUUCCAUAAUAAUGAUGAUGCACUGCGAUACAUAAGCUGGGGGAGGCACGUUUUACAGCAUGCCAGAGUGGGUUAUGACUAUCGCUGAGGGGGCUCGAUAAGCACCACCAGAGAUCGUAUAAAAGAGGUGAGACACCGGUGAGAUCUAUCAAUCACAGCAAGUGACUAGCAGCGACAACGAGAUCAAGAUGUGGCGUCUGCAUUUGUUUCUACUGCUCUCCACGUGCUUCCUUAUACCGCACGAUGCCAAGCCCAUGACCAGGACGAAGACAACAACCAAUGGAUUACCACCGACGACGACUUUGGCUUCGCUGCUCUUGGAAACGGAAUCCACCACGGAGGGGCCAAGCACUUCGCCCAGGACAUCAUCGCGUUUCACCCAUAUUGGACGUUUGGCUGCAAAGGAUUUGGCCGAUUUGCUUUUGGCCAGCAUGCAGGCUCGUGGGGCUAAGCUCUCGUCCUUCCAGGAGUCCACCAUGAAGAUGCUACGCACAGAGGUGUCCAAGGAGGUCAAGGGGAACAAUAUGUUCCUACAGCUGGGCAUGGAUGUGAUCAUUGAUAUACUGAUUGGUGCUCGUAAUGAGGCCACCUGCAGUCACAUUAUUCGUGAUAUUGAGCAGUCACAGGAUCGGAAUAGCCUCACCCUAACGCUUAGAUCCUUCCUGGCCUUGUUGUCUUUCAAUGGCAUCGCGUGCUCCCAGGAUGAGGUGAGCCAGGCUAUUAAGAGUUCUCUGCUAAGGCAGCGACAGCAACCGACCAUUAAGGCUAUUGAUAGUGAGCAACAGGAGACCGAAGGAUCGGGUAUACGAUCUGCCAGGAAAGUGGAUUCAACUGUCAAGGACGAUCGCGAUUCGGUUUUGCAAUUCUUGCAGGCGCGCAGCCUGGACGAACAUAGUACCAUCCUUAACACCCUGCUGCAGGUGUGUGGAGCUUCUGCCGGAGAGGCCCACAAAAUCAUCAGGAAUCUGAGAGAAAUGGGUCCCGAGAGUACUACAACCCUGCAAGUGAAUGCCUUCAGCAUGCUUUCUGUCUCCAUGCUGGAUAGUCUUUCCUCGAUCGCUGAUGGCAAUACGAGUGGCUUGUGCUCUGCCAGUCCUGCUACCUGGAUUGUUCGCCUCUUGGCCAUGAAAGUGGGCAAAGUGGUGCUUCUUGGCCUAAUGACUGCCCUCGAUAAUACUCUGGUUAGUCCCACGCCCACAGAAACGGCCAAUGCGAUGGCCUUGAAUAGUGUUAAUGGCGGUGAUAUUACCGAUUUUAAAACUCCCCUCGGCUCAAAGGCAUCCAUUACGGCAAAGCGUGCCAGUAGCAGUCCCGUGGAUCUAUUAAGUUCCAAUUCUUUGGGAAAUGUUCAAAAUGUGGCAACUGGCACUAAUAUAGAGGGAACUCUGAACAAAUCUUUUGGUCUGGCUAAGGCUGUGGUACCCGUCAAUGCUGAUGUGGAUGCUUUAAGUGAUGCUACCAGUGGUACCAACACUCAGAACAUUGUUGCUGGAACAAAUGUGAAAGGUGUGGAAAACACUGCAACGAAUGCGGUGCAGGCUUUGGUGCCGGUUAAUGCCGAUGUUGAUGCCUUGACUGUUGGUACAGGAGGCAGUGGCAGCACUCAGAAUGUACAAGCUGGCUCAAAUCUGGUUGGUAGUGGCAAUACUGCCAAUGGACUAGUUAGGGCUUUGGUACCCGUCAAUGCUGAUGUGGAUGCUCUUGACACAGUUAAUGGUGAUGGCACUGGCACCAAUCAGAAUGUUCAAGAUCCCACAACCAUAAUUGGCGAUGGCAAUCAAUCCUCUGACUUGGUCAGAGCUCUCAUUCCGGCCAAUGCUGAUGCUAACGUAUUAACUGGACUUAAAGAUGUUGGCAUUAACACUCAGAAUGUACAAUCUGGAACAUUUAUCAAGGGAAAUAAGAAUACCAGAUCAGAGUUAGUGGGUGUUUUGCUACCUGUCCAAGCCACAGCUGAUGCCUUGUCAAAUGUGGAUAGAACUACUUCUACGGGUUCGACAGGAUCUUCGGGAUCUUCAGGAUCUACAGGAUCUUCUGGUUCAUCUGGCACUUCAUCGGGUACACCAUCUUCCUCUGGUUCUAGUGGUUCCACUGGCUCUGGCUCUACUGGAUCUGGAGAUUUGCUUGGUGGCAACAAAAACACCUUGACCGAGUUGAUUAGCCUCAAUGCACCCAUUGCUAUUGUGAUAUCUCUGUUGAGCACUAUCCUAGGAGGUGGUUUUGGUAACAACAUGAACAUUCGUGAGGGUGCUAUCAUGAAUGGAACUGGCAAUAGCGUUAUUAAAGGAGUGUCAGUUACUCCUACAAUUAGCCUUAUUGUCUCUGUACUGUCCACUGUGAAUCCUGGCGGUGUUAAUCACACCAAUGCAGGUUUGCUAGGCGGUCUGCUGGGAGGUUCUGGUGGCUUACUAGGAGGAGGUUUGCUAAGUGGAGGAUCCAGUUCCAGUUCCGGUGGCUUGCUGGGAGGUCUAGGUGGAGGAUCCAGUUCUGGUGGCUUGCUUGGAAAUGGUCUAGGAGGUCUGCUGGGAGGAUCAGGCCUUGGAGGUCUCCUGGGUGGUGUGGUUACCACAGUUGAGGGUCUUCUAAGCACUCUCCUUGGCGGUGUCCUUGGCACUGGCCUUGGCAGUCUCCUCUCCGCUGUUCUGGGCGGUGUUUUGCCCCCUGUUAUCAGCACUGUGGAACAGCUGCUGGUUCAUCUGAUAAGUCUUUUGGCUGGCGGCACUGGAAUCACCUCUGGUGGCACCUGUAUCCCCAGUAGUAAUUCAACCAAUUCAACCGCUGCGAGCAACUUAUCUGGUGCUGGUGGCACCUCUAGCUCCACUGGCAUUGGCAAUUCGCUGAACAAGAGUGCCGAUGUCACCAUCCUUGGCAAUGAAAACACUGUCGUUAAGCUGGUGAGCGUGGAUGGUACCGUCUUGUGUUCGCUUUUCCUUUUAGACAGCAUCCUGGGAACGGGUUUCAUUGGUAAUUCGGCCAACGUGGGUCCCAAGCACAUCAUUGUGGGCAAUAAUAAUAAGAUUGUAAAGCUGGUAAAUUUGGAUAUUGUGGCCCUGCUUUUCCUCAGUGUGGGCAGCAUUAUUCGAGGCAGCGGCGGUGUCUGCAACCAGAUUAAUGUGGAACCCGAAAAUGAAAUUGUAGGCGAUUGUAAUACCGUCUUUGAGCUGGUCGACAUAGAUUUGAACCUGCUCCUAGAUGUGGCUGUGCUGAGUCAAUUGAUUGGCUCGGUGGCUAAUGAUUGCAGUGCCACCACCACUACCACAACAACUCAGCCUCCGACACCACAGCCACCAACUCCAUCCCCACCAACUCCGUCUCCGCCAACACCUUCACCACCAACUCCAUCGCCACCUACACCUUCACCACCGACUCCUUAUCCACCAACCAAUCAGCCUCCCACCGUACAGCCACCCACCGUGGGGCCUCCCACCAUUCGGCCACCCACCGUUCGUCCGCCAUCGCCGAAUCCCAACAAUUGCUAUCGGCGUUACUGCCGCAAAUGGAGGACUAGACCCAGCUAUCUUUGCUACAAGAAUUGCGGCGGUAACUUCACCUACAAGCCCUAGGCUGAGCAAGGAUCACGAUCAGGUUAAGGAUCAUCACCGACGAAGGAAUCAGCAGAGGAAAAAGCAACUUCUCGUCAGUCACUUCAUCUUGUUAAGCGUGGCCCUGUCGGCCACUCUGCCAUUGGGCAUUUAUUUAUUUUGUUUACUUGCUAAGUGAAAAUUGUUUAA